Molecule: messenger RNA, 525 nt
Organism: Strongylus vulgaris
Lineage: Eukaryota; Metazoa; Nematoda; Chromadorea; Rhabditida; Strongylidae
Source: the annotation of a GenBank genome assembly
AUGGGAAAGCAGCCGGAAGACGUCAUCGAGUUUCCGGACAGCACAGUUAAUGUGAAAUUGGCGUUCUCCGAAAAAGACAUAAAACUUCUUGACGACGAAAGUACCGAGACCACUGAUACGUCACGAGUUUCAGAAUCUUCUGGAUCAAACAUAAAGUUUGCUGCCUCGUUAGCCGUUCUUUCAUCCGCAGGAAUUACAAUCAUCGUUCUACAUUCUCUAGCAAGUCUGAGCACCACACUUUCUGGAAUUGCUUCUCUUAUUAUUGCCAUAAUUGCUUACGAAUGGCAAAGAAUGUACGCCUGCAGCCUUUCAAGAAUUCCGCGAGCAAGCUUGAAUUACAGUGACUUGAUAGAUAAGAACAAAGACUACAUUCCAUUUUACACGAUGGGUUGGCUUCUGGGUGAGAGAUAUAAGCCGUAUGUGAUGGGAUGCACUCCUGAAGAGCCUGAUGACAGAACGCCAAAUGAGCCAGAAGCAAUAUCUCCUGAUAGAGAGCUACCGAAGGAUCCCAAGUUUUUGCGCUGA